GUGAUUUAUUUGAAUCGAUCAAGUAAAUCAAAUACAUUUUGUUAGAUAAAAGAUGCACCCAAGCUGGGUCAUAAAUAUUAAUGAUGUCUGAUAUUUCUUAAUUAUGUAAAGAGGGCUGGCGCUCAUUACAGUUACUCAUUAUAAUUCACUUUGUCCAAAUAUGGGUUUAUUUUUGGAACUUUGGUAUCUGAUGGAUUUUCAUGGAUUUUGAAAUGGAUCACGUCUGGUUCCCACUCCCCUGCUUCCACCCACCUGAAGUUAAGAUGUCUAGAAUGAGAAAUUAUGCUACAGACCAUGCAAAUAUAAUUAUAUAUCAGCAGUUACAAAGCCUCUCCCCAGUAAAACAGACUGAGGGGCUUAUCAGAUUUUGCAAGUUAUGCCAUUACUCGGAAUCCACACCUAAAAGCUGCCGUUAUAAUUAACAAAAUACCAAGAGGGUUGUUUAAGAUAAUUUUCAAUAAUCCUCUUAUUUUUACCCUAGUAUAUGUUGCCCCCAAUCCAGGCUAGAAUGCUUAAGGAGUGCUUGAAAUGUGGGGGUGGGGGUAAGUGUCAAAGAAAAAUUGCCCAGCCACGCCAAGGUCCACCCACUUCCCCCGCGCUGCUCUAUAAGAGGGAGCGGUGGAGCGCAGCUCGGCAGUGGUUACUUCAGACACACAAAGGAGGAGUUCUCGCUCCUCAGGAAACCCUGCAAGCUCGGAUCGCUACUACAAAAACAUUUGUCUCAGUGGAUUAUCCUCACUGUCAGGAGCCCAGCCAGAAUGAAACUAGUUCACGUCGCUCUGCUCUAUCUCGGUUCUGUGACCUUCUUCGGGGUGGAUGCUGCAAGGGUGGACGUAGCGACAGAGUUAAAAAGAAAAUGGACAAAAUGGGCACUGAGCCGAGCCAAGCGGGACGUGAAGCCUGCGGGCGUGCUCCGAGGGCUGGGGGCAGCCGCCGAUGUGCUGCCUCUCGUAAGAACCCAGGACGUGAAAGAGGAUCUCCGAGUCUCGCAUCCCAGCCGGGAGGAUGCUCACAUCCGCGUCAAGCGCUACCGCCAGAGCAUUAACAGAUUCCCCCACUUCCAAGCCAUCCGCAUGGGGUGCCGCUUCGGGACGUGCACGGUGCAGAGGCUGGUCGACGAGAUCCACAGGACGACCGGCAAUAAGGAUAAGGACGACACCGCCCCCCCCAACAAGAUCAGCCCGCAGGGCUACGGGCGGCGGCGGCGGCGGUCCCUGCCCGAGCGCCGCAGCCCAGCGCGCUCCCCCCGCGCCGGGCGGCGCCCACGGACGCACCGGGCGCAGCCCCUCGACCCCGUCCUGGAGGUGUGAGCGCCGCACGCCCCGGCCGAGGCCGCCCCGACGCAUGGACUGAGGCGCGGACUGAGAUCCGGCAGGAUCCGCGGAGAGCGCCCGCCCGGGCGGGACCCGGCGCGCCCUCCGCGGGGGAGCUGUGAAGGGCCGGGCCCGCCGGGGCUGCGCCCCCCGCACGCCGCCCACUCCCACCCUCCCCGGGCGAGGCCCCGCCGGCUCCCGCACCCGCCGCCCGGGGCUGGAAGGCGCCGCCGAGCCGCCCCCCGCCCGCCGCUGCACCCGGGGGGCCGGGCGGUCCCUCCGGAGCCCUGCCCCGAGGAGGGGAUGCUCUGGGGAGCCCCGCCGCCGGGGGGGACCCGCUGGCGGGCGACUGGCCCCGGCCUCGCCUUCUGCCUCCGGGAGUUUGAGGGUGCCCGUCAGCCCCGGGCAAGGACAGGUCGCCCACAUCUGCUCUACCCUCUGCGUUAUCUGCACCCGGCAGGGAAUCGGACACUCACUAGUCCCUGCGGGGACUGCGAUAUACUUGAACGUCACAGAGAGGAAAAGUGCAAUUGUACGUGGUUUUUGUUAAUUAUAAGUGCGGUGUGUGUGGAUCACGAGAUACGUAUCGGUAUUUAAGGUUGUUCUGUGUCAUGUCAUGUUUGUAUCUUUUUUUUUUUUUGAAAAAUAUAUUUUAUUUUUAUACGUUUUAUAUAUAUAUAUAUAUAUUGCAUACGGGCAUUUUAAAACAUUGUAUCCCCUCUAUUUUUCAUAUCGUGAAUGUCAAACGUUAAACUCUUUUUCCAUACCUUUUUUUAUCUUGCAUUCCAGACUGGUGAAAGAUGUAGAGAAUGUAUCAGCUGUUCUCCAUGGGUAAUAUGUGAAAUAAAAUAAACACAAUUACAUAAAA
Molecule: messenger RNA, 2181 nt
Organism: Pseudopipra pipra
Lineage: Eukaryota; Metazoa; Chordata; Aves; Passeriformes; Pipridae
Gene: ADM
Product: adrenomedullin
Exons: 4
Coding region: 759-1310 (183 amino acids)
Biological process (GO): adenylate cyclase-activating G protein-coupled receptor signaling pathway; regulation of systemic arterial blood pressure; positive regulation of heart rate
Cellular component (GO): extracellular region
Molecular function (GO): adrenomedullin receptor binding; hormone activity
Source: RefSeq, a predicted model, not a curated record